Molecule: messenger RNA, 1126 nt
Organism: Acaromyces ingoldii
Lineage: Eukaryota; Fungi; Basidiomycota; Exobasidiomycetes; Exobasidiales; Cryptobasidiaceae
Exons: 2
Coding region: 164-1126 (320 amino acids)
Source: RefSeq, a predicted model, not a curated record
CCGACGGGAUGUAUGGCACGGCGAGUGCCUCGGCCUGAAGAUCAGGGACGGCCUGUCCCUUCUCAGAUCGCUGGCUCAUUCGCUGUCUACUUCCCCUUCUUCUCUCCUCCUUCUUCUACAAAUUGCUAAAAGCUUCCUAAAAAGAAGCUGUAAUACUACAGCCAUGUCGACGACAACCACGGCGACGAGCACGGCCACGUCGCCGCCCGAGGGCAUGGCCGAGCUGCGCACCGACCCCAUCUUUCUCUCGCAGUUCCUCCGCCUUCCCCUCCAAAAGAUCGACACGAUCCACCCUUCUCCCUCUGCGCUGCCCGGCAAGCCGAAUGCGGCAGCGACGGCGGCGGGCACGGGUACGGUCCCCCCGACGCCGCUGGCGGAGGCACCGCCCCUCGAAGCGCUGCCUCAGGUGAAGCCCUGGCCGGCGUUCCUGGCAGAUCUGCAGAAGCGACUGGCGAACCUCGACGAGACCGAGGCGUACCAGCACAUUCUGCCGCCUGCUGCCCAUCGCGCGGGCGACCUUCCCAAGGCGACGAUGCUGCCGACGACGUACCUCUGGCUCAUCAUUCAGGCCUGGCAGCCAUUCAACCGCGUGCUCAAUCUCGAAGAGGAGGUCUCUGCCGGCGGCCAUACAGACAAGGGCGCCCUCCGUGGGCCCUUACAGAUCGGCGACCACCUGCCCCAGCACGAGCAGGGCGCCGCUGGCGUCGUCUUACCCCGCCAGGUCAUUUUCCGGCCAGACGAGCUCGAGACGGGAAAGGUGCGGGGCUGCAUCUUUGUGCGCGAGCCCUGGCUCGUUGAUCUGCGCCAUCUCUAUUCGACGUCGGACGGCUCGGAAGGCACGCCGCUGUCGCAUGAGGCGCUCGUGCCGGGCGGAGCGGACGAGGCAGACGCAGCAGGAGGCAAGACGGCCGCGGCUGUCGAGGCGCUGCAGGGUCUUCUGGCCUAUAUGAAGUCGACAAAGACGACGCAUGGGAUCUUGACGACGUACGACCACUUCAUCUUUGUUCGCACCACCCAAGACUGGUCGACAGUCGAGCUGAGCCCGCCCGUCGGGGCUCAGGACCGCAAGCUGACCGUCUUUGCCGCCCUGUGGCACUGGGCUAGAGACGUGGCCAGCCAGCCAUAG